CGCCCCGCAGCCCCCCGGCGCGGCUGUGAGCGCCUCCCGCCAGCGCCGGGGCCGAGUCGGAGGGUUCCCGGGUGGAGAGCAGAGCCCCUGGUAGCCGUGCAUUUCUAGCAAGAGCUCGCAGGAUUCGAGCCGACCUUCUGCAACCAGCGGGACACCAGGCAGCGGCGCGCAUGGAUUUAUGAAGACACUCAUGCAAGAAGUUAGCAGAACUUGGGCAAACUUUUCCACCGGCUCCACGUCCGCGGCUCCCCGCGCCUCGUCUCCUUUCCCCUCCUCGCCCGGCGGCCGCCGCUGCCCGCGAUGGUGGCAGGGCUGCUGGGCGGCGGCGGCGGGGCCCGCGGGGGGACUGUGCCGGGCGCCUGGCUGUGCCUGAUGGCGCUGCUGCAGCUGCUGGGCUCGGCGCCGCGGGGCUCGGGACUGGCGCACGGCCGCCGCCUCAUCUGCUGGCAGGCGCUGCUGCAGUGCCAGGGGGAGCCGGAGUGCAGCUACGCCUACAACCAGUACGCCGAGGCGUGCGCGCCGGUGCUGGCGCAGCGCGGCGGGGGCGAUGCGCCGGCAGCCGCCGCCGCCGCCUUCCCGGCCUCGGCCGCGUCCUUCUCGUCGCGCUGGCGCUGCCCGAGCCACUGCAUCUCGGCCCUCAUUCAGCUCAACCACACGCGCCGCGGGCCCGCCCUGGAAGACUGUGACUGCGCUCAGGACGAGAACUGCAAGUCCACCAAGCGCGCCAUUGAGCCGUGCUUGCCCCGGACGAGCAGCGGCGGCGCGGGCGGCCCGGGCGCGGGCGGGGUCAUGGGCUGCACCGAGGCCCGGCGGCGCUGCGACCGCGACAGCCGCUGCCACCUGGCGCUCAGCCGCUACCUGACCUACUGUGGCAAACUCUUCAACGGGCUGCGCUGCACCGACGAGUGCCGCAGCGUCAUCGAGGACAUGCUGGCCGUGCCCAAGGCGGCGCUUCUCAACGACUGCGUGUGCGACGGCCUCGAGCGGCCCAUCUGCGAGUCGGUCAAGGAGAACAUGGCCCGCCUGUGCUUCGGCACCGAGAUGGGCAACGGCCAGGGCAGCAGCGGCUCGGACGGGGGCCUGGACGACUACUACGACGAGGACUACGACGACGAGCAGCGCGCCGGGGGCGCGGGCGGCGAGCAGCCGCUGGACGACGACGACGGUGUCCCGCAUCCGCCGCGCCCGGGCGGCGGCGCUGUUGCGGCGGGUGGCCACGGCGACCUGCCCUACGGGCCCGGGCGCAGGAGCGGCGGCGGCGGCCGCUCGGCGCCCCGAGGCGCCUGGACACUGCUCGCCUCCAUCUUGCUGCUGCUGCUGCUGCUCCGGCCGCUCUUCUAGCCCUCGCGCCCCUCGCAGCUGACUGCGGGAGGGACCGGGCCAUCCUCCCGCGCGCGCGCUCUAGCUCGCUCCCGCGCCCGGUCACCUGUGGUCGCUGCUCGCCACACGGCUUGGAAACAGAUAGAGGGAACGGUUGAGAAUAGCUUCAGAAACUUUUUCAAAGUAAACUCUGACCGGCUGGUUUCCCUGCCACGAAUCUUGGCACUUCUCUCGUCUCCUUUGCCCAGCAGGGUUUCUUGGAUAGCCUCCCCGCCCCCAUUGCAGGCUCCAGAAACUCCCAACGAUUCUGUCCUGCAGAAACGGGUCUAGCUGUAGGUUUCAGGACGCCCGCGGUGAAGGGGGCGGGGGCGGGGAAGCGGAGAACCGUAGCCUUGAACUCAGAAGAAGGGGUGCUGACCAUUGGGACCUUGAGAAUUUCAGUUCUCAAGGGACUGGGCUUGGAACAGGGGAUUUGAAGGAAGAUUCAUUUUGCAAAAGGGCUGUCUUAUUAGCAUUUUUCCUAUGAGGAGGAAAAAAAAAUGCCGGUAUCAAUUUUUAUUAUUGAUUGACCAGAGGUGACCAGUGAGGACAUUGCAAUCGUAAGUAAACAGAUACAAGUCCCACUUACGAUUCUUUCGUAAAUCUCAGUGACAUUGGAGGGAGAGGGUGGUGCUUGCCUUAAGGGUGGGUGGCGAGGGGUUAAUAUUCCUGAAUUAGUUUUGGGUAACUUUGAGCCCUUGACCUGAAUUGCAUUCCUACCACUCUGAUCUCUUAGGACAUUUUUUAGGAUAAGGGUCAAAAAAUGCUGACCUAAAGAGUUGAACAAUGCAACUUUCUUAUUUAAAAGAGCUCUGCACUGCCAUCUAUGAAAGCCUCUUUAUGAUGUUUGUUUUGUCAUUUUUUGUUCUCUACAUCAAGAAAUUGUAGGUACAAAAUAUGCAGAGAGAUGAAGAUGCCUCUGCUGCUAUCAGGGUACUCAACCCUGGUAAAUCGUAUAUAAAGCGUAUUUAAAGCUGGGAUUUAUUACCAGUUGCUGUACUUUGUAUAUAGAAUUUUUAUAAAUUGUAUGCUUCAGAAAUAAUUUAUUUUUAAAAAGACAUUAAAAGUUUUAAAUCCACAUCCAUGUUAUACCUUCCCCCUCCCCCGCCCCAAAA
This is a messenger RNA of Loxodonta africana (African savanna elephant), 2474 nucleotides long. RefSeq names its product growth arrest specific 1 (gene GAS1). The transcript has a single exon. The record is from RefSeq and is a predicted model, not a curated record. NCBI's taxonomy places the organism in Eukaryota, Metazoa, Chordata, Mammalia, Proboscidea, Elephantidae. Gene Ontology annotation, biological process: regulation of cell cycle. Gene Ontology annotation, cellular component: plasma membrane. The coding region runs from base 301 to 1341 and encodes 346 amino acids.